Messenger RNA from Ornithorhynchus anatinus (platypus), 4583 nucleotides. RefSeq names its product TRAF3 interacting protein 1 (gene IFT54). Gene Ontology annotation, cellular component: axoneme; ciliary basal body; intraciliary transport particle B. NCBI's taxonomy places the organism in Eukaryota, Metazoa, Chordata, Mammalia, Monotremata, Ornithorhynchidae. Gene Ontology annotation, biological process: intraciliary transport; regulation of microtubule cytoskeleton organization; cilium assembly. Bases 40 to 2280 code for a protein of 746 amino acids. The record is from RefSeq and is a predicted model, not a curated record. The transcript has 19 exons. Gene Ontology annotation, molecular function: microtubule binding.
GAGGAGGAGGAGGAGGAGGGCGGCGGCGGCGGCGGCGCCAUGAACGGCUCGGUGGUGAAGCGGACCCAGGAGGCGCUGGGGAGGGUGAUCAAGAAGCCGCCGCUCACCGACAAGCUGCUCAGCAAGCCGCCGUUCCGGUACCUGCACGACAUCGUCACCGAGGUAAUAAGAAUGACCGGUUUUAUGAAGGGGCUCUACACAGAUUCUGAGAUGAAGUCUGAUAACGUUAAGGACAAAGACACAAAAAUCAGCUUCCUCCAGAAGGCCAUAGAUGUUGUCGUAAUGGUUACGGGAGAGCCGCUGUCUGUGAAGCCUGCACGGAUCAUAGCAGGGCAUGAGCCCGAAAGAACUAAUGAGCUGCUCCAAGCAAUUGCAAAAUGCUGCCUCAGUAAGUUAUCAAGUGAUGAUGCUGUGAAAAGGGUCCUGGCUGGGGAGAAAGCAGAUAUGAAAGGAAAACCACCAAAUACCUCUAAGUCCCAGGAUAAAGAAAACAGGGAGUCCAAGGAAGAAGAACUGAAAAGCUCUAAGGAUAAAGAGGCUAGAAGGAAUUCUGAAAUUAAAGAUAGAAGCACAAGCAGAGACAGAAAGCCCAGGCAAGAAUCGAAAGAAGAAGAAAGCAAACCAAGAGAAAAAGAAAGAGAAAAAUCUAAGGAUAAUGUGCGGGAGAGACAUAAAGAUCAUGAAUGGGAGAAGCUUAAAGAAGGGGAAAAAGACAGAAACAAAAACAGAAUAUCUAAGCAAGAAAAAGAGACAGAAAAAAGCAAAGAUAAAGAGAGAGGAAAGAAAGAGGAUAAAGAGCGAGAAAAAGAUUCAGAACAUGAUAAGGAGAAGGAAAAAAAGAGCAGUGGAGGGAGAGAAAGGGACAGACAGAGAGAAAAGGACAAAGACAAAGGAAAAGAAAGGGAAAAAGACAAACGAAAAGAACGGUUAAGAGAUGGGGAGCGUUCGAAGGAGAAGGAAAGGAACAAAGAGCAAGAUAAAGCCGAAAAGAAGUCCACAGGCUCUGAGGAGACCCCCUCUACAAAAGUCUCAGCGGGACCUGUCAAAGAAGCUAAGCCUUAUCCCGAUAAAGAGGCUGAAAAUUCUACAAAAACAGCUAGAUCAGUGGUCACCAAAGUUUCAAGGCGGCGAUCCAAAACUUUAGGAGAAGGUACACUAUUACCGCACAAUAAAUCACCCCCCGCAGUUAGAAGAAAAGACUCUAGAAACAAUGCAACUAGCAUUUCCCCUGAAAAAAAGCCUAGUGCUUCUUCCCAUGGCAAAGGUAUUAAGGAAGGGGCAGAGAAACAGCUAGAUACAGUAAUGUCUGUGCUUCAGAAGGAGCCAGGUCAGGAAGCUACAUCACAAGAGAUAGGAAGAAAGGAAGCUAAUAAUGAUGCAACUAAAGUUUCAGGUGAAACCUUAGCUAAUGUAUUGCAUGAGCGUACUGAGCUAGAACUGGCAGCAAAAGUGAAAGGUGACUCCAUUAGUGAUGGAGAGGGAGAUGUGGGAACUGUUGUCCAGGAAAACCCUUCGGCGACAGAGAACAGUGAAAUACCAAUUGAACUUCCAGCCAACUCUCCCGAAAGAAGGAUCCCUCGUCCUGGAAGUGCCAGACCAGCUCCUCCCCGAAUCAAACGACAAGAAAGUGCAGAAUUGUUAGUUCCUGAGAGAUCAGGCAGUGGCAAAAUCGUCUCAAACUUAAUCACAGACAGACAGACUUCUGAGGAUGACGAGGAUUGUCAGUUUGUCGUGGAAGCGGCACCUCAAAUUCCUGAAAUGCCAGAAAUGGAAAUGCCACCUGAAGUGGAAUUAGAAGGAGAUGAGAAGCAUGGUGGUCUUGUAAAAAAGAUUUUAGAGACCAAGAAAGAUUACGAGAAACAGCAGCAGUCACCAAAAUCCACAGACAAGGAAAAGCCACUUGUGUCAGAAGCGGCCAAACGGAAAGAGAAGGACAUAGUUUCCAAAGAGAUUGAGAAGCUCCGGACGUCCAUUCAGACCUUAUGCCGGAGUGCCCUCCCUCUAGGAAAGAUCAUGGACUACAUCCAGGAGGAUGUGGACGCCAUGCAGAAUGAACUUCAGUUGUGGCAUUGUGAGAACAAGCAGCAUGCAGAAGCUCUAAAAAAGGAACAAAGCAUCACAGAUAGUGCUGUGGAGCCUUUAAAAGCAGAACUGGUUGAAUUGGAACAGCUGAUUAAAGACCAACAAGACAAGAUUUGUGCUGUAAAGGCUAGCAUUCUGAAAAAUGAAGAGAAGAUCCAGAAAAUGGUUUAUAGUAUCAGUUUAAGUUCAAGGAGGUGAAGACUAGACGAUUCAAGACUGAGAAUGACUCAAUUUCUACAAACCAAAUGAUAAAGGGAUGAAAAUGUAUAAAGAUAUGACACUAUUUAGAAAAGAGGUCCUUCAGAGUUCCUAUUUGGCAGAGAAAAUCAGCAAUUCAUUUUACACAUCAAUGCUUCAAUAAGAGUGCACGUUGCCAUUUUACACUGUUUUUGAAAUGUAUGUAUGUUAUUGCUAUCUUUUCAGUGGUGUGAUUAUUUGCUUAUAACAAAAAACUCUUCAGAAAGGCUUAUUAGAGCAUCCUUGAAAGUUUACCUUUUCCUUUGUUUCUUUUUUUCUUUCAUAUUGAUUCACUUUGCAUUUCAGAAAAGUGAAAGUAUUUGUUGCCACAAAAUAACCAAUUUGAGGGAACUCUUUCCAUUAUUCCAGGCUGGAAAUACUCUUCAUUCGAGGUUGGAAAUAAUCUCCAUAAUUUGCAAAUCCUGUAAGUGAGAGUUUUUUUCUUUAGGUCUGGUUAGGAAACUUUCAUUUCAAGGGUAUGAAUCACUUAUUUCCACCAAAAUAUGGAAUCUCAAAUGUAAUCCAACCGUCUUUACCAUCGUUUGCUGACUCUCCAGUCUAAAUUAAUUUGACCUCCUAAGUACUUGCCAGUUUUUAGGUGAACUAGCCAUUUCUAAUGCUUUUAAUUGCCAAAGAUCUUCCAUUGUAUAUUCUAAUUGGACCUUAUCCACAAAUUCACAGAUCCCAAAACAUAUCACACUAUGCCACGUUCAGACACGAUGUUUUUAACUGCUGUAGUCAAAGUGCAUUUUCUGAUUUUCUUUUAACCUAGUUUGUUGUUAAGUAUUACCGCUUAGGUUUUUGUUUUUUUAAAUGGAAUUCUCCCUUGUAAGCUAGCAAAUGUCAUUGUUCUCCUUUGAAAAAGUGCCCGUUUUCUCAGGACAUUAAUGUUGCUUUUUGUACCCAUAGUUGUUGAUUAAACAUCAAAAUAGGACUUUGUGAAAAGUUCUAUUGGUCUCACUAAUGUUUUGAAUAUUAGUAUGUUUUCCCUUUUUGGAAACAUUUUGUAAGAGCCAAAAUUUUCUAAACUAGUUCAUAAUCUUUUUUUCACAUAACUAUGAUAUUACAGGUAUUCAGUGUAGAUUCAAACUAAGCUCUGAUAAAGGAUUUUCCAUCUGGUGAUAUCUUUACUGGCUUUAAAUGUUGCAUUUUCCUAAUUCAGAUUGCUGAAAUUAUCUUCUGAGCCAAAAUAAACCAUUUUUUAGGAUUAUCGCAAAGUUACCUGAAAGUUUCUAAUGGGAAAAAAAUGAAACAUUUGGAGAAAGUGGUGAUGCUUGCUGAAAAAGCUUGAGGAAGUCUAUGUGAAUUUGAGCUAUGACCUAUUUUACUUGUAUUGCAAAAUUGGUUUUGGGCUAGAAGAUAGGUGAUUUUCUCUGUGUACCGUAGGCAGUUCAACUUGUGUGUCAAUGACAUUGAGUGACUUUGUUCUAUAUUGAUAUCCUGAAACAGCAGCAGCAUAAACUGACAUACCUUUCUAUCCAGUGUAUAUAUAUUUUAUGAAUAUAUACAUGUGACUAGGACCUCUUGUUUGGAAAGCAUAAGUAAAUGUACUGUAUGGGAGUAAAAAAUGUGUACAGAGAAGACUAUAAAAUUGUACAUUAAAUCACCUAUUUUUUCUAUCAGGUGUAUGAGUUGUACAGUUCACACUGGAAAAAAAUAUUAUUUCUAGUUAUUUUAAUUGCCUGUUCGAAAAUCCCUUAUUGUCAUUUUGUGAAGCGUUCAGGGACAUUUUAAAAUUUUUAUAAUGAUAGGUGCACCCAUCCUUUGUGUUAGAUGAGAUUUUAUAUUAUUGGCAAGCUCUUAGCAGAAAUCUAAAAGUCAUUAAUGGUGUUCUUGAGGAUCGUUUCUUUUGUCUUUUCACAAAUUGAUAAAAUCUGUAUCUACAUCUUGUUUAUAUUUUUUAUAAUUAUAAUGAUUUCCACAUUGCCUCUGGUUUAUUUAUAAUUCAGGUGAUUUCACAAAUCUCACUUCAGCGGUUUAGGUUUAGAAGGAAUUUAACAUAAAUUUUGCAUUCCAAAGGGGGAUUUUGGAGCCAUUCAGUAACAUUGCCUAGAAUCCAGAUUCAUUUUCCUGGAACCUGGGACUUAAGGAACGAUACAGACACCUGCAAUAGAAAUGAUUUUAAGGCCAAAACAGAUCACUCUUUAGACUAUGUGGAUUUUGUGAAAAAUAGAUGAGGUGCAGGUAGAUAUCUCUGUAAUAUUUUGAAAAAGGCUCUUGGAUAGCCCCCAGAUUAGCUUUCUCAAUAAACUGUCCCAUGGUUA